AUGGGGGGCCAAAACCCACCCUACUACACCCCCCUCUCAAAGCCCACCCUCCUCCGGCGGCCGAGGCUCUGCUCCCUCGCCGCCCUCGCCGUCCUCUGCUCCCUCUCCUACCUCCUCGGCGCCUGGAAUCACGGCGGCGGAGGCGGUGGCGCCGCCUCCAACCUCCUCGGCUCCGCCAUCUCCUGCCUCCCGCCGAACGCCACCACCGCCGCUCCCCGGCUGGACUUCUCCAGCCACCACUCCGCCUCCAUCACGCCGGCCGCCGCCAGGGAGUACCCGCCGUGCGACGCGAGGUACGUGGAGUACACGCCCUGCGAGGACCAGCGGAGGUCCCUGAAGUUCAACCGGGACCGGCUGAUCUACCGGGAGCGCCACUGCCCGAAGAAGGGGGAGGUGCUGAAGUGCCGGAUUCCGGCGCCGUACGGGUACAGGACUCCGUUCCGGUGGCCGGAGAGCCAGGAUCUCGCCUGGUACGCCAACGUGCCCCACAAGGAGCUUACGGUGGAGAAGGCGGUCCAGAACUGGAUCCGGUUCGAGGGGGACCGGUUCAGGUUCCCGGGCGGCGGCACCAUGUUCCCCAACGGGGCAGACGCAUAUAUCGAUGAUAUUGGCCGGUUGAUUAAUUUGAAAGACGGCUCUAUUAGAACCGCCAUUGACACCGGCUGCGGGGUUGCCAGCUGGGGAGCCUAUCUUAUGUCGCGAAAUAUCCUUACAAUGUCGUUUGCGCCAAGGGACACUCACGAAGCCCAAGUGCAAUUCGCUCUCGAACGAGGAGUCCCGGCACUUAUUGGUGUCAUUGCCUCUAAAAGACUCCCUUACCCUUCUCGAGCUUUCGACAUGGCCCAUUGUUCUCGUUGCCUCAUUCCUUGGGGUCAAUAUGAUGGCGCGUAUUUAAUUGAGGUCGAUCGGGUUUUGCGUCCGGGCGGGUACUGGAUUCUGUCAGGCCCACCGAUCAAUUGGCGAAAGUAUUGGAAAGGGUGGGAAAGGUCGAAGGAAGAUCUAAAUGCCGAGCAAAUGCAAAUCGAGAACGUGACAAGAAGCUUGUGUUGGAAGAAGUUGGUCGAGAAGAACGACAUCGCCAUAUGGCAAAAGCCUUAUAACCACUUGAAGUGCAAGAAGUUAAAAACCGUGCACAAAAAACCCGCGCUCUGCCCUGCCCGGGAUCCCGACAAAGCUUGGUACACGAAUUUGGAAACGUGUUUGACUCCCUUACCCGAAGUGUCCGCCAGCGAGGACGUCUCGGGAGGGAAGAUCGAAAAAUGGCCUAAAAGAUUGAAUGCGAUACCACCUAGGGUUAGUAGGGGGACCGUAAACGGAGUCAACUCGUUGACUUUUCGACACGACACGCAAUUGUGGAAGAAGAGAGUGUCGUAUUAUAAAUCGGUCAACAAUCAGCUUGGUCAAACAGGAAGGUACCGGAACAUUCUCGACAUGAAUUCGUUUUUGGGCGGGUUUGCGGCUAAUUUAAUCGAGGAUCCGGUUUGGGUGAUGAACGUGGUCCCGGUUGAGGCUAAGGUUAACACGCUUGGUGUUAUUUACGAACGUGGAUUAAUCGGGACAUACCAAAACUGGUGUGAGGCAAUGUCGACUUACCCUAGAACGUACGACCUCAUACAUGCCGAUUCGGUUUUUACACUCUACAAGGACCGGUGUGAAAUGGAGGAUAUAUUGCUAGAAAUGGAUCGGAUUUUACGACCGGAAGGGAGUUUGAUAGUGAGGGAUGACGUGGACAUGCUGGUGAAGGUGAAGAAAAUAGCGGAUGCUAUGAAUUGGGAGAGUCGAAUACUGGAUCAUGAGGAUGGACCAUUAGAGAGGGAAAAGCUUCUUUUUGCAGUCAAAUUGUAUUGGACAGCCCCAGCUAAUUCUGGUCAACAGUCAUAAAGCUACUCAAAAUUUGAUUGUUUUAGUACUGUUUGUGUCUUUUUUGAUUUAUUCCUUGUAAUGACCCAAGAGAAAAGGGAAAAUAAUACAGCUUAGUACUGGGACAUUUUGGUGUUUUUUUAAUUCUUUAUUUUUUGUCUUUUAAGGGAGUUAUUGUUUUCACUGGCUCUUAAAAAAAAUCGCGAGUCUAUUGAUGUUAAAAGUAUGAUUAGUUGAUCUAUUUUGGGAUUUGUUGUAAGAAAAAUGUGCUGUUUAAUGAUUUG
This is a messenger RNA of Striga asiatica, 2144 nucleotides long. The record is from the annotation of a GenBank genome assembly. Lineage: Eukaryota; Viridiplantae; Streptophyta; Magnoliopsida; Lamiales; Orobanchaceae.